Messenger RNA from Xenopus laevis (African clawed frog), 1897 nucleotides. It is a transcript of the gene vtcn1.L, whose product is annotated as V-set domain containing T cell activation inhibitor 1 L homeolog. The transcript is spliced from 5 exons. The coding region runs from base 166 to 993 and encodes 275 amino acids. Gene Ontology annotation, molecular function: signaling receptor binding. Gene Ontology annotation, biological process: regulation of T cell activation; regulation of cytokine production; regulation of leukocyte cell-cell adhesion. Gene Ontology annotation, cellular component: membrane; external side of plasma membrane. The record is from RefSeq and is a predicted model, not a curated record. Lineage: Eukaryota; Metazoa; Chordata; Amphibia; Anura; Pipidae.
ACCCACAGAUUUGGGAGAGUUCAGGUUUUGCAGCUUCCUCAUACAGUAUGUUGGGCUCACAGGACACUCCUAGUGAUAGAGCUCGGGGCAGCGAGAGAGUUGCAGUGUCACCAACACACGAGAGGAUCCCAGAGCCCAAACUGAGCCCCCUGUGUGGCAAUCACCAUGCCCGGCAUUGGCAAAAUCAUCUUCCGCAUCAUGAUCGCUAUCAUCGUUAUCCUGUUGCUCCUAAUUGCUCUGAUUAUCGGCAUUGGCGUCGCAGGGAACAAACUGACCAUCGCAGUGACAGGGGUGUACACGGUGGGGCGCAUAAGCGACGAUGCAAUUUUAGGCUGCACCUUCAUCCCAGACACAACUCAGGCGAAUAACAUCCAGUGGGAGAAGGUGGGGACGAGUGGGGUGGUGUACAAGUACGAGAAUGGAAAGAGCGUGUUAAAUGGUCAGAACGCAGACUUCAAGGGCCGAACCUCCCUCUUCAUCAGUGAGAUCAAAUCGGGCAAUGCCUCCCUGAAGCUCACCCAGAUCGAGCUGUCCGACGCUGGCACCUACAAGUGCAUCAUCACUAACUCCAAAGGAACCGGCGAGGAUACCCUGACGUUCAAGGUGGGAGGUUAUACCGAUGUGGUUGUGACCAGCCCCUCCAACGACACCCUCCGUUGUACCUCUUCAGACUGGUACCCCAAGCCUAACGUCACUUGGGAGAGUAACUCUGAAGACAACAUCACCAACACCAUCAAAACCACCUACCCGCCGGCUCUCUUUAACCUCACUGAUGUGACUUCAGAACUGCAUGGGGCCCAACUGGAUGUGGAGUACACCUGUAAGAUACACACAGUCCUGGCUCAGGCGGUGGGGGUCUCAAUGCUCACAGAUUUUGGGCUCCAAACCACAGCCCGGUUGGAAGUAUUUAACUCUGUGGAUCCUCUCUCAGUCCCUCGCCUUUGGAUCUGUGCUCUCCUCCUGUCUCUCCUUCUGGGGUUUGUCCAUCACUAGGUGCUCAGGGGAAACAUCUCAAUGCCCUGUAUGUCCAGGUUCUAAUAACAGGCUUUGUAAAAUAGACAUUGCUGCCUGGGCCCGACCCUAUUACCCACCAUGGGGCCUAAUCCCUAUGGUUCCAGCUGCUGUUUGAGAUGUGGCUACAGAGAAUGUACAUCUUCUUCAGUCAUAAAAUCUCCAGGGCCACAAGGACAGACAAUCAGAGAACUGAUACCACACUAGUCUCUUUGUGCCAUGGAGGGGCUCAUUGUUGGAUUUUUUAACCUGAACCAUUUAACCAAGACUGGUUCAACACUGGUGGUCUUGGGAGAUUGUUUACAAGGUUAUUGUGAUAUCAAGUUCUAUCAAACCCCUGACCCAAAAGGAUUUUAGAAGGUGCAGAUCUUGUCCAUGUUUUCUUGGAGCUUAUGGACCAUCCACUAACAAGAGUUCAAGUAAUGGACUAGAACCUCACAUCAAAAUUUUCUACAACUCCUCAUUGUUGGGUUUCUGUGGGAACCUCAGCUUGUGAAGCCCUAAUAACUAUGGAAUUGGGCUUUGAGCUAUAUAGACAAUAUAUCAGAGCUUUACUGAUCUCCCUCUUGGGGUCCUACUAACAAGCUCUGGAACUAAUACUGACGAAUAUAUAUUAGUUAUCCAUUUAGAAGCCCAAUGGAGAUUACCAAUGGAAAUACUAGGAGGCAAGAUGUAAAUUAUUCCCUGUUGCCUUUAUACUGCCCCUUUACUGCCAUAUUGCCCUGAGUUACUUUUUUUUUAAAAUGUGUGGGGCUAGAAUAACAUGUCCUGCUCUUGGUAUAAACCUGAAUGUGUAGUGUUAAUUUAUUUUUCUAUGUUGAACCUGAAUGGCAUAUACUGAAUAAACUGCCAGUCAAAAUGUUGUUGGGUAACACUUAAAACGAAA